GUAGUGCGUUGAUUUCAUACCAAAGUCAUACUUAACAUUCCACUUAUACUGUCAAACCUCUGAGAAAUAUUACGGAAAACAACAAGGCGCCAAAAUAUAACAAACUAUCUAAAGUGACCAGCUGCUCUCAUUGAGAAGAACUAGUAGCCUGGCAGAAUAAAAAAGUUCAUACCUGGAUCAUCCAAAGCCUCCAGCCUUGUUCCUCCAGAGGAAUCCAACAGUUUUACCUACAGGCUCAGAGAGAGACUCAAACAAGAACGAUUUGGAGGAAUACACAACUUCAGUGUGCUUUGGACCUCUGCAUCCUAAAGGUCUCCUACAGAUCCCUUGAUUUUGGGGCUCGGGGUCGGGCCCAGGGGGAGCCGCCACCAUUGCGUCCAACGAGUGGAGUGCCAACGGUAGCCCUGAAGAUGGGCUGGACGGGGAGAACGAUGACAAGGCCAUUGACGGGGACGCCGAGGGCGUGUGGAGCCCGGACAUCGAGCAUAGCUUCCAGGAGGCCCUCGCCAUAUACCCCCCCUGCGGCAGGAGGAAAAUCAUCCUGUCAUGAGGGAAAGAUGUAUGGUCGCAAUGAAUUGAUAGCAAGGUACAUCAAGCUGAGGACGGGCAAAACCCGCACAAGAAAACAGGUCUCUAGUCACAUACAGGUGUUAGCACGGAAGAAAAUUCGUGAAUACCAGGCGGGUAUAAAGGCGAUGAAUUUGGAUCAGGCGUCUAAAGACAAAGCCCUGCAGAACAUGGCAGCACUGUCGUCUGCACAGAUCGUCUCCCCGAGUAUGAUAAAGAAUCACCUUCCGCCACUGCCUCCUGCCCCCUACGGGCCACCCAGAUUCUGGUCUUCAAUCCCAGGACAGCCUGGACCCUCUCAGGAGCUGGUUCUAGAUCUCAACCCGGGAAGGAAUCAUGGGCUUGGCCGCACCAGUCAUUCUAUCAAAUCUUUUGCACAGCCCCCAUACCCAAGCCUAUCAGGUCCUGUACAGCAAUCCAUACCAAGUUAUGAGGCCCUGGCGCCCCCCCUUCCUCCGUCUGCUACUGCAGUGCCGGUGUGGCAGGACCGGACCAUCGCCUCCUCAAAGCUGCGGAUGCUGGAGUAUUUAGCCUUCAUGGAGGUCCAGAGAGACCCAGAAAACUACAGCAAACACUUGUUUGUCCACAUUGGACAGACUAACCCCUCCUACAGCGACCCGCUCCUCGAGGCUGUGGACAUCCGGCAGAUAUACGACAAGUUCCCUGAGAAGAAGGGCGGGCUCAAAGAUCUUUAUGAGAAAGGCCCUCAGAACGCUUUCUUCCUAGUUAAAUUCUGGGCGGACCUGAACAGCAGCGGCAUGCAGGACGGCCCUGGCUCUUUCUAUGGUGUCAGCAGCCAGUACAGCAGCCUGGAGAACAUGACCAUCACCGUUUCAACCAAAGUCUGCUCGUUCGGCAAGCAGGUUGUGGAGAAAGUAGAGACAGAGUACGCCCGCCUGGAGGGAGGAAGGUGUGUUUACAGGAUCCAUCGUUCUCCUAUGUGCGAGUACAUGAUCAACUUUAUCCACAAACUCAAACACUUGCCUGAAAAAUACAUGAUGAAUAGUGUUCUCGAAAACUUCACUAUCCUACAGGUGGUGACGAACCGUGACACCCAGGAGACCUUGCUCUGUAUAGCGUUUGUUUUUGAGGUUUCCACGAGUGAACACGGAGCUCAGUAUCACGUCUACAGACUUGUUAAAGACUAACAGCUCUUCAGGGAGGUUCUGGAAAAGCCAGACAAAAGCGUGAAACAAUCUCUCUUUGACCAGCUCAACCAUCCAGGAAAAACAAACAUUCAAACAUUGCUAGACCGAACUAACAUGGACACAUUUAUUGCUUUAAAGGUGUUCGCAAGGAAAAAAAAGAGUGAAUCUCAACGUGCCAACACACAAAGAAAUGUUGAAGAAUAACGGAUUUUUCGAACAUCCAGCUAUUUUCCAUGUGUUUAAACAUGCUUUAGAUCAAGUGGGUCACUUUUGCAAAGGUAAUUGAUGGAGCUUGAAAUGUUAAUUGAGGGAACGAGAAUGUGUUUAGGGUUGAAAAGACCUGUUUUAGUAUGCAAGGGGAUCACACUCUGAGCAGUAAGAGAAGUGUAUAUAAGAUUGAAGAAGUAGAGAGACAACAGGACCACGGAAGGGGAAAACCAGAGCCAAGUGGUGUUGUUACAGUAGGUUUGUAAGAAAAGCAAGUGCCUUUUCUCCAAAGAUUUUAUCAUUGCCUGCCACUUUGGAUUGCCUUUUUUUACUACCUCUUGUUUUUAAACAAACAGAAAAAUAGUCAGACUGGUGUAUUUUGUCCAAAAAAAUUGGAAAGAAACCUCUUAGAUUGACAUCUUUUGAGCAGGUUUUUAUAUUUGGGCACACAGAGGAAUGGGAUAGGAGUACUAAUUUUCAUAGCCUAUUGUUUUUACAAAAGAUCGUCCCAAGUUUUACAGUCCACAUGUAUAGGGAGAAGGUUUUUGUGUAACCGUACUAUUUAGUUUCUGCUUUUUUUAAAUGUUUUAUUACACAGUUUUAAAAAUCAGGUCUUACAAGCAUCUUUCUAUUACUGACUUUUGACACUAGGGAUGCCUUGUACCAUUGCCAGACAUAAAGCCAGGGCUUUGCCAUCCUUACAAGAUCCCCUGUUAUUUCUCUCUGUUUGAAGACGUGUGCUUGGUUGCACUUAAAAGAUCAAGAAGGGGUGGUGAAGCAACAGCAGUGCUUAUUUUCUGCCUUGAGUUAUGUAGCCUAAUUGAAAAAUCAUUUGUUUCUGUACUGUGAGUCAGUGGAUGCUAAAGGAAUAUGUGUUACAUAGGAGUAUUUUUUGGAGGGGGAUUUCUGUUCAUAUUUGUGAUCAAGUAACUCAGCACAGAGACCAUGGUUUAAGUGGAGAGAAGUUAAUCACUGUUUCUUUUGUUUAAAAAAGACAUUGUAUGCUGUGAAGCUGGUUCAUUUGCUUCACUGUUCUCCGCUGUAAUGUGUGGAGAAGCUGCAUCUGUUGAUAAAAGUUCAGUUUUGAUAUUUAAGACAAUUCUUUUUUACAAACCCAAAAUAACUGUCUUGAAUGAGGGCUAUUGUCUCUGUGCUGUGUAGUAUGACGAUUGAUUGUUAUUUAUAGGGUUGGAAAAUAAAUAGUGGGAGGGCAGGGUGGGGAACUGGAGGUGUAUUGAUCAUUUUCCACUGUGAUGGAGAUAUUUAAAGUAUUGCAGGCCCCCGUAUUAGAGACAAGAGAACUGUCUCUUCAUGGAUCCUGCUAGACAAGUGUCUACUCUGUGUGGUUCACUGGACAAUUGUGCUAUAAAGAGUUCAAAUUUAAGAUAUUGUAUGGCGGAAAAGUUGCACCUGGCUUUGAAUGUCAUAUUUCACAAGCUAGAUUCAAUAACACUUCUACUUUAGCAGGUCUCUCAAUUUAUCUUUUAUACAGACAUUUUUCGCCAUUAUCAAUAUUAAUGUUUCGUUUUGAUUCUGUUGUCUUUUGACUUUCAGUGUUUGCCAUAUGCUUCACUGAAAAUAAUGUGUGAUUGUGCUGAUAUUGAUAAUUAAUAAUGAGAUAUCUAAUGUAUCAUAUUCUGAAUGGUGUGGGCAGUUUUUCUGUUUUUGUUUUUUUUGGUUUAAGGUGGUUUACUGUUGUCUUUGUUACCAUUGUGCAUUGCAAUUUUAUACUUCAAAGUAGAGUUUGGACUAUGUAAUCAAACAAAUGUAUCUAACAAUAAAAGACGCAUGGUGCCUUUGGGGCCAUUUCCCCCCCAGAAAACGUAUUAAAAGAUGUUUGUAAAUUA
Messenger RNA from Trematomus bernacchii (emerald rockcod), 3769 nucleotides. Its product is annotated as transcriptional enhancer factor TEF-5-like. Gene Ontology annotation, cellular component: transcription regulator complex. Gene Ontology annotation, biological process: regulation of transcription by RNA polymerase II; hippo signaling; embryonic organ development. The record is from RefSeq and is a predicted model, not a curated record. Lineage: Eukaryota; Metazoa; Chordata; Actinopteri; Perciformes; Nototheniidae. Gene Ontology annotation, molecular function: RNA polymerase II cis-regulatory region sequence-specific DNA binding; DNA-binding transcription factor activity, RNA polymerase II-specific.